Molecule: messenger RNA, 2927 nt
Organism: Micropterus dolomieu (smallmouth bass)
Lineage: Eukaryota; Metazoa; Chordata; Actinopteri; Centrarchiformes; Centrarchidae
Gene: chst3a
Product: carbohydrate (chondroitin 6) sulfotransferase 3a
Exons: 4
Coding region: 526-1848 (440 amino acids)
Biological process (GO): carbohydrate metabolic process; N-acetylglucosamine metabolic process
Cellular component (GO): Golgi membrane
Molecular function (GO): chondroitin 6-sulfotransferase activity; N-acetylglucosamine 6-O-sulfotransferase activity
Source: RefSeq, a predicted model, not a curated record
ACACACAUCUCGCUCGUGCAGUGGGGUCCAGCACAUGCGGAAAGUUGGAGACAAAGUUUUGAAGCAGUGAUAACUUACCACAAAAGUAAUUUUCGUGAAAGUCUGCGCUUCUAUCCGCAGGGUGUCUGGAAAUUCUUAUAGGCCUACCCCAGUGACACCGUUUUUUUAAAUUGUGUAACUUUUUUUAAACUAAAUUUGUAAUCAAAACUUAAAAAACGAAAACAACGUCUCGCUUGUCUUCCGUUUCGUUCUCCUUAAUGUCGAUGUUCCUGCGAGACGUCCGUGCCUCCCCGCUGCCUCUCAUUCAUCUGGCAGAGCAGAGGAGCCCGCGUCCGAGGAUAUAAUGAAGCAGUGUGUCCUUGUCUGAGACAAUGCCGCAAGAUGCUACGAACGGACGAUACUGUUUUCUCAGAAGACCAGAGACGUUUUUGCUCGACUGCAGAGAGAGAGACCAUCUAAAGAAUGAAUCUUUAGCCUCUGCAUGACAAGCUAGCUCAACAGAGGCAACAGACCAAGGACUCAAUAAUGAAGACGAAAUAUGCAAUUUUCUUCAUAUGUAUCGUGGCCCUGGUCAUCAUCGAAAAGGAAAGCAACAUCCUAUCAAGGGUCUCUGAUAAGCUGAUCCAGAGACAGACUCCACAGCAGACCCCACAGACUCCAGUGGAUUACAGCAACACAACACAAAAUGGCUCCCUGGCCAUGCUCAAAAUGCUGCUCUCUCAACUCACUGGGAGAAAGGGGAAUUACUCAAGUCUCUCUGAGGAGCAAGAGGAGGUAGAACUGGAUGAUUUAGGUAGCCACAGUGGCGGCCGUAAGCACAUAUUACUCUUGGCUGCCACACGAACAGGUUCCUCAUUUGUGGGGGAAUUUUUCAACCAGCACAAGGAGAACAUGUUCUACCUGUAUGAGCCUUUGUGGCAUGUUGAACGCAUGCUGACCAUGGCCACAGAGGCAAACAAUGGGACACUGUUGGCAGAAGUCUACCGGGAUGUACUGCAGGGGCUCUUCCUGUGUGAUUUCUCCCCUCUUGAGAAGUUCAUCUCUCCCCCACCUCAGGAUCACGUCACCCCUGCUCUUUUCCGCAGAGAGUCUAGUUUAUCGCUUUGUGAAGACUCUGUCUGCUCUCCUGUAAUCAAAGAUGUUUUUGAGAGGUAUCACUGUAAGACUCGUCGCUGUGGGCCGCUAAACUUGACCCUUGCAUCAAAAUCCUGCCUUUCCAAGCAGCACCAUGCCAUUAAGACUGUCCGUGUGCGCCAGCUAGACACAUUACAGUCUCUGGUGGAGGAUCCUCGCCUGGAUGUGCAAGUGAUCCAGCUAGUCCGUGAUCCACGGGCCAUCUUAGCAUCCCGCAUGGUGGCUUUCUCUUCGAGGUUCCAGACGUGGAAAUCCUGGGUGCAGGACGGCCAGGUGCCUGAAGAUGAUGAGGAGGUGAAGAGGCUCAAAGGAAACUGUGACAACAUUAGGAUGUCUGCAGAGGUGGGACUGAGCCAACCCCCCUGGCUGAGGAAUCGCUACAUGUUGGUGCGUUAUGAGGAUAUUGCCCGCUACCCUAUGCAGAAGGCUGAGGAGAUGUACAGGUUCACAGGGAUCCCAUUUAGUCCCCAAGCUAGGGAUUGGAUUCUGAGGAACACCCAGACCACACAAGGAGCUAGCGGGAUUUACUCCACCCAGAAGAACUCAUCAGAGCAGGCAGAGAAAUGGAGAUAUAGCAUUCCCUUUACACUGGCUCAGGUAGUACAGAGAUUGUGUGGACCCACCAUGAAGCUGUUUGGGUACAGAUUUGUGGAUGAUGAAAAGACACUGAUCAAUAAGUCUAUCAGUUUGCUUGAUGAGAAACUAUUUCAUUAAUCAAAAAAUAUAGCUGUGAAUCUGCAAAACACAGCACACAAUGGAUCAGAGCCAGAAGAAGCCAUUAUUGCACAGACCAAAAUUAGCAAGCAAAGGUGCCACAAAAUACACAAAAUGUUUUACUGGUAACAGGAAGAUUUGGGCCAUACAGUAAUAUUCAAACUCACCAAUGAUGUGCCUCAUUGUAGCAAUGAAGAGCCACUUCACAAAGAGAAGUAUUUAUUUGCAUACUGUGUCUACUGUCAUGCUCUGUAUUUCAUUUUAAAUGAAAACAGCAUAGAUGUCAAAACUGUCUUGUAAGAGAUUAUUAUGUAAGAUUUUGAUAGUUGAUCAUGUUUAGAUUUUCAGGGAUAAACUACAGGGAACGUUCAAGUGAAUUGUGUGUUGUUUGUGUGUAUGUCUGAAAGAAAGUGAUGUUUCUAUUCAUAGGGUUUAUGACACCAGUGCUUAAUUCUGCCUAGUUUUGUUCUGGUUUGUAGUUUGAUAGAUCUGCACUAGAAUUAGACAACUGUUAGAAUCACUUUAGAUUAGACCUGAUGUGUUUUCAUAGGGCUUUACAUAUCCAGCUCAGGUAAAGUGGAAGGGACAUUGCAUUUUGUGGAGUAUUUAUAUCUUCCCAGAACACGGUGUGAAAAAACCAAAUACCAUUUAAAGCAAUUAUCUUAUGUAAUUAAGGUGUCACUACAAUAUACCUUAAAAAGAUCUGAUUAAGAUGGAUAUAUAAUACUGAGAUAAAAAUAAUGAGGUUAAAAUGAAGCAGUGUAAUGUUACAGAAGAAUUAUAUCAUUAUAUUAUUCAGAUACCUACAUGUGUCUUCAACAUAUGAAUGUGUUUUUCCCAAUAGCCAUAGUUGUAGUAAUGUAUUUACCAGGGCUCCCCCCCCCCCAUUAACAGGCAGUUGGGUGUCAUUUUAUAAAAUUGGCUUCUCUGCUCCCGCUCUGAAGCACAAGGUGUUGCGUCAGAGCUGAUACAUUGAUUUCAGACAAUUGUGUUCAUGGACACACGAACAAAAUGCUUGUGCAAAUAAGUUGUUUUAAUCGCUUCCCAGCUCAGAGAAAUAAAAUCACCAGAAAUAUUAA